GCACCUGCCCCUCGCUGGGACCGGCCCUGUCCGGCUCUCCUCUCUGUCGCCGUUCCCCUUAUUAAAUAACACGCCAGUUACCUGUCGGGCACGCGCAUCAUCGGGCACCAGCAGAGGGUAUAAGUGAGCCGCGCGCUCGCGGGGCUCGGCAGUGAACAGUGACCCGUCAGAGACACAACAUGAGCCGCGGGGACCGCGCGCACCUGCCCGCGCCACGAGCCUCCUCUCCCCGGGAGCGCAGGAGGUGAUGCGCCCUGUGGGACUCGGCUCGGGUCUGUUACCGGAGAGGAUGGCGGAGCCGUGGAGCCACAACACCACGUCCUCCUGGAACCGGUCCUCCGCGGGACCGAACCGGUUCAGCAGCCUGGACGACAUCGACGUGCCGGCGGACGGCUCCCCGGCGCUGCGCAUCCUCAUCUCCAUCGUGUACUCGGUGGUGUGCGCCGCGGGGCUGGUCGGGAACCUGCUGGUGCUCUUCCUGAUGAAGGCGCGCCGCGGCAGGAAGAAGCGCUCCAGCAUCAACCUGUUCAUCCUCAACCUGGCGGCCACGGACUUCCAGUUCGUGCUGACGCUGCCCUUCUGGGCCGUGGACACGGCCCUGGACUUCAGCUGGCCGUUCGGGAACGCCAUGUGUAAGAUCAUCCUGUCCGUCACCGUGAUGAACAUGUACGCCAGCGUGUUCUUCCUCACCGCCAUGAGCGUCACGCGCUACUGGUCGGUGGCCUCGGCGCUGAAGGACCGGACCCGGCGGCGGGUGUGCCCGGUGCGCUGGGUGAUCGCGGGGCUCUGGGUCUCCGCCACCGCGGCCUCUCUGCCCACCGCGAUCUUCUCCACCGUGAAGAGCGUGGCCGGGGAGCGGCUGUGCCUGCUGGGCUUCCCGGACGGGCAGUCGUGGCUGGCGCUGUACCACCUGCAGAAGAUCCUGGUGGCCUUCGUGUUCCCCAUGCUCAUCGUCACCGUGUGCUACCUGCUGCUGCUGCGCUUCGUGCGCCUGCGCAGCAUGAACAACAACCAGGUGAAGCGGCGCUCGCGCGUCACGCGCUCCGUCACCAUCGUCGUCCUCUCCUUCUUCGUGUGCUGGAUGCCGAACCACGCCAUCACCCUGUGGGGCGUCCUGGUCAAGUUCAACCUGGUCAACUGGGACCGGACGUACUACACGGUGCACACGUACGUGCACCCGGUGACCGUGUGCCUGGCGCACACCAACAGCUGCCUGAACCCGGUGCUCUACUGCCUGAUGCGCCGCGAGUUCCGCAAGAAGAUGAAGGAGCUGUUCUGGAGGAUCUCGUCGCCCGCCGGCAGCAACACGUGCCCGCUGCGGCCGUUCUCCGGCACCGUGCGAGCGGAGCCGGACGACACGCAGGUCGUCAUCCCGCUGAACAACGUGGAGACGGACAACUGCCGCCUGUCGGUGCUGACGGACCAGGACACGGAGGCGCUGCAGCGGUGAGCAGAGCCCGACCACCGGGCGACGGUUAAUCGAACGUGCCGGAGGAAACUGUGUGAACUUUCUCACACGUGAAGUGUUUUUACAGGAGUUUGUGCCCGAAGAACAACAUCAUGUUUCGGCUCAUCGCUUUUUGUUCCUUGGAGACCGCGCGUCACAUCCCAGCGCAGCUGCACGUGACGUGUUAAGUAUUGUUGUCACUUUUCUUCAAAGGGGAUUUUAUUAUAUUUUUCACAAUCACAAUUUAAAGGAGCGAGACACAAGGGAGAGGAGUGAGGAGAGGAGUGAGGAGAGGAGUGAGGAGCGCGCGUAAAACUGCGCGUAAAACUGCGCGUAAAACGAUCCAACAGCUGCGUGUGACUGAAAGAUUCUUUGGCUGCUUCUUUAUUUUUUCUCCGUAUAACCGGAGUGAAGAGUCGGUGUCUCACCCCGCGCUGCUUGAGGAACCACCGUCCGGUCCCGGUCCCGGUCCCCCCACCCGCCGCCGCUUCACGCCUCUUGUCUGUCGGACUCUUGUUGACGUUUGUUGUGGCCGGUGUGUGAAAUGUAAACGUUCAGUAAGUGAAUGUAAAAAAAAUAAACAAAAAAAAAGUGCCAAUGCAACAUUACAAUGAAUGUUUGUAGAAUAAAAUAUUCAAUUUGUGUUGACUCGA
This is a messenger RNA of Scophthalmus maximus (turbot), 2100 nucleotides long. RefSeq names its product relaxin family peptide receptor 3.3b (gene rxfp3.3b). Gene Ontology annotation, biological process: G protein-coupled receptor signaling pathway; immune response. The record is from RefSeq and is a predicted model, not a curated record. The coding region runs from base 248 to 1450 and encodes 400 amino acids. Lineage: Eukaryota; Metazoa; Chordata; Actinopteri; Pleuronectiformes; Scophthalmidae. Gene Ontology annotation, cellular component: membrane. The transcript has a single exon. Gene Ontology annotation, molecular function: bradykinin receptor activity.